Messenger RNA from Sinocyclocheilus anshuiensis, 6690 nucleotides. RefSeq names its product meiosis regulator and mRNA stability factor 1 (gene marf1). The transcript is spliced from 25 exons. Gene Ontology annotation, molecular function: RNA nuclease activity; CCR4-NOT complex binding; RNA binding. Gene Ontology annotation, biological process: regulation of gene expression. The record is from RefSeq and is a predicted model, not a curated record. The coding region runs from base 22 to 4929 and encodes 1635 amino acids. NCBI's taxonomy places the organism in Eukaryota, Metazoa, Chordata, Actinopteri, Cypriniformes, Cyprinidae. Gene Ontology annotation, cellular component: peroxisome; cytoplasm.
GAAUCGAGUAAGAAUUGGUUAAUGCUGAACGGAACAGUUUUGCACGUCACACGACAUAUAUUCCUAUCUGUCACAGUAAAUUACUCGCCUCGAUCAAAAUGUGAGAACGAAACAUUUUUAGACACAUUUUGUUUUAAUAUACAGGAAAAAAAAUCGCUGCAAACCAUUUCCGCUCUGGUGGAAACGAUGCUCAUUUUACGACAGCCGCGUUGGUUUACGGCACAGAUCUGUCGGAAGUCUGGUAACCAGGGAGACGCCUGGAGGUACUGCGGCCGCCGCGAGAAGAGCGACUCCAUGGAGGUCCGUAAGCCGGUCCUGGAGCUGAAGGACGUCCCUCCUCCUCCUCCUCCUCCUCCUCCUCCUCCUCUCCACAGCACCGGCUCUCAGCCAGGCAGCCUCAGCGUAAGCGUGUGUUCCCGCUGCGAGGCCAGCAUACACCUGCAGCAGAGUUUUAGUGAGGCCGGUGGAGGCUUUCCUCUGUGUCUCUCUCAGACAAACACCCGCACCCCCCCUCACCCCUCGUCUGUGGCUCAGAGUGGCUCCGGAGCGAGCUGCUGCGCCAGUCUGAGGCCGCUGCACGCCUGCGCUCUGUGUAAGCCGGCCCCGCCGGGCGUCUGUCACUGCCGCAGAGUGCAGCAGCACCCUUUCCCUCACGGUGACCCGUCCUCACCCUCUCACCUCUGCUCUAACCCUCUGCACCUGAGUGUCGGGCGCACGCCGCCGUGCCUGAAGGGCGUUCACUGUUUGCAGGAGUGCUGGAGAAAGAGUUUACAUGUUGACUCGGAGAAGGUUUGGCCGAACAUUCCCCCUCCUGUCCCUGUGUGCAACGGCUGCGGCGUGACGGGCGCAUCGUCCGACGGUCUGCUGGGCGUCCAUCUCAGCAAAACCACACAGAAAUACGGUCCUCCGGAGACUGGCACGCAGGAGACGCUGCCGCCCAUCGGGGUGUUCUGGGACAUCGAGAACUGUGCGGUUCCCAGCGGCCGCUCGGCGGCGACCGUGGUGCAGAGGCUCCGAGAGCGCUUCUUCCAGGGACACCGCGAAGCCGAGUUCAUCUGCGUGUGUGACAUCAACAAAGAGAACAAAGCCGUUAUUCAGGAGCUCAACAACUGCCAGGUGACCGUCGCCCACAUUAACGCCACCGCCAAAAAUGCAGCAGAUGACAAACUGCGUCAGAGCCUCCGGCGAUUCGCAGAAACACACGCCGCUCCUGCCACAGUCAUCGUUGUUUCAUCGGACGUGAACUUCGCCAGUGAGCUGAGUGACCUGCGGCAUCGCCACAGGUUCCAGGUGAUUCUGGUCCACAAGAGCCAGGCCUCGUCUGCCCUGCUGCAGCAUGCGCACCUGCGCGCCGCUUUCGAGGAGUUCGUCUCGGACCUGCCUCCCGGGAUGGUCGUCAAAUCUCAGCCCAGUUUCAGCCUUCUGUUUGUGCACCACCUCCCCACGCACCGCGACGCCAAAGCGGUGGCCAACCGGCUGCAGCGGCUCUCCACUAACUGUGGAGGGAAGGUGUUGGGCGUGUCGGGCGGCUGCGGCGUGCUGCGGUUCUCCAGCGCCGAGGCAGCAGAGCGCGCCCGCAAGCGCAUGGAGAACGAAGACGUGCUGGGCCACCGCAUCAUGCUGUCCUUCUCUCCCGACGGCCCAGAGGAGGAAGAGGAGCGCCGGCUUCCUGCCGCCUCCUCCUCUUCGGUCUUCCUGCCCGUGGAGAAGCCGCGCUCGCCCCGUCGCCUGCGGCGGGCGUCUCACUCGUGCCAGGGCAGAAGCCACGCCCCCGAGCGCCCAUAUAGCCCCAGGAGAGCAGGCCACGCCUCCUCGUGCAGCCCUGUGAUGAAACCCCUCCCCCAGGCUGUGAGUGCUGUGACCCGACCUGUGACUGCCUCUCCCCAGAGUCUCACCGUCCCGUCUGCAGCCGUUAAACUGGCAGAGCCGCCGCAGCGCAGCCGCAGGCAUGACUCUCCUGGCCAGCCGUUUCAGGUCAGCACUCCUUCAGCGUUCAGUAAACUAAGUUUGCAGCGGAACUUCAGUCCCAUGAUGCUCUCUCAGAGCUCAUGGUCAUCACGGAGUGCGUCCCCCUGCCUGUCGAACCGCUCAUCUCCUCUGAGCGCUCCGUCCCCCAGCAUCUGCGCAGACGAGCCCUUCUCUGACGGAGUGGACGUUCAGGUCACUAAUCUGGACUACAGGAUGUCACGCAAGGACCUGCAGCAAAUACUGCGAGACGUGUUUGCUAAACAUGGCAGAGUGAAGAGUGUGGAUCUGAGUCCUCACACUGACUAUCAGCUGAAGGCGCGGGUGCACAUGAGUUCGCUCCAGCAGGCCAUUGGUGCCGUCAGUCUGCUGCAUCGCUAUAAAAUCGGCAGCAAGAGGAUUCACGUGUCUCUCGUCACCGGAGCCAGUAACAAAUCUCUCACCUGCCUCAGCUCUGAGAUCAUCAGCAUCCUGCAGGACGCUCCGGCCAACUGCCUGCCUCUCUACAAGUUCACAGAGACGUAUGAGAGGAAGUUCGGUCGUAAUCUGGUGGUCAGUGAUCUGUACCGGCUGCCGGAGGUGGUGUGUGUGCGCGAGCAGGGCGGCGGGCGGCUUGUGUGUCUGCUGUCCAGCACUCAGGCCCGGCAGAGCCCGCUAGGAUCGGCACACUCUCACGACAGCUCCAACACCGCCAGUCCGGUUCUGUUCGAGGAGCUGGAGUACCACGAGCCCGUCUGCAGACGACACUGCACUCAGCAGGACUUCAGUGAAUCUGAUUUUGAUCCGGAUUCUUACAUGAUCCCGUUUGUUCUGGUGUCUCUGAAAGUUCUGGCUGCUCAUGUCCACAGUUUACUGCAGAGUCACGAGGGAACGGUACCGCUGCUCAGUUUCCCAGAAUGCUAUGCAGCAGAGUUCAGUCCUUUAGCUGUUGCAGAGGAGGGGAAGCUGGAGGGAAGCGUCCCGUUAGAGCACCUCAUCACCUGCAUCCCUGGAGUGACUAUCGUAACGGCCCAGAACGGCUUCAAGAUCAUCAAGCCGGGCGGUGUGUAUCCGUGGCUGCAGCGCAGUAAGAGUCCGGUUGGGAACCCACAGCUGAUCCAGUUCAGCCGAGAGAUGGUGGAUCUGAUGAAGAACCAGCCGUCCUGUUUGGUGCCCAUCACAAAGUUCAUUCCAGCGUAUCACCACCAUUUUGCCAAGCAGUGCCGUGUGUCCGACUACGGAUUCUCCAAACUGCUGGAGCUGCUGGAGGCCGUUCCUCACGUGCUGCAGAUCCUGGGUUUAGGCUCCAAGCGUUUGUUGACUCUGACCCAUCGCGCUCAGAUCAAACGCUUCACUCAAGACCUGCUGAAGUUGCUGAAGUUUCAGGCCAGUAAACAGGUGGUGAUCGGGGACUUCACGCAGGCGUAUCACUGGUGUUUCUCCAGGAACUGGCAGGUGGUGGAUUAUGGGAUGUGUGAUCUGAUGGACCUGUUGGCUGAGAUUCCGGACACGACGAUCACAGUCUCUCAGCAGGACGGUGACACGCUCAUCUCUGUUCCCAAGAGAGAGCGGACGGCGGAGGAGCUGGAGCGCACGCGGCAGUUUGGCAAAGAGGUGGUCGAUCUUCUGAGACAUCAGCCUCACUUCCGGAUGCCCUUCAGCAAAUUCAUCCCCACGUAUCACCACCACUUCGGACGCCAGUGCAAGCUCUCCUACUAUGGCUUCACCAAACUCAUGGAGCUGUUUGAGGCCAUUCCAGACGUUCUUCUGGUGCUGGAGUGUGGAGAGGAGCGGCUGCUGGCGCUGACGGAGGUGGAGCGUGUGAAAGCGUUAGCGGCUCAGCUGGUGAAGCUGCUUCGAGCCCAGAGAGACUCCGGCCUCGCUGUCAGUCAGCUGCUGAGUGAAUACAGCAAGACGUUUGGCUACAGCCUCCGCCUGCAGGACUACGACGCCGCCACGCUGCCCGCCCUGCUCAACAAGCUCUGCCACGUGGUGAAGGUGGUGGACGCUCCCGAAGGGAAAGAGGUGCAGCUGAUUAACAGGAAGUCCCUGCGUGCCUUGACGUCUCAGCUGCUGGCGCUGAUGAUGUCACUUCCUGAGGAUCGUGAUCAUCUCGCAGUGGAGGAGCUGAGAAAGCGGUACGAACUCAGCUAUGGCACGCCGCUCAACCCCUGCGAGUAUGGCUUCAUCUCUCUGAGCGAGCUGCUGAAGAGCUUGCCUUACCUGCUGCAGCUCUCCGGAGACGAGCGGGACGAUGGCGGAGCAGAGGAGUGUGUGAGGCUGACCAGACUUUACCAGUUCGCCCGCAGCAUCCGAGCACUGCUGCACACCUAUCAUUAUAACCAGAUCUUCCUGUCAGAGUUCUGCGGAGCCUUCAGCAAAUACAGCGGGCGAGAGUUUCAGCCGCAGACGUACGGCUAUAAGACACUGGAGGAGCUGCUGGCCGCCGUGCCGCAGGUGGUCUGGAUUAAAGGUCACGGUCACAAAAAGAUCAUCGUCCUGAAGAACGACAUGAGAGCUCGUGGCAGUCCUGCGGUCACAGACAGUCCUGUGGUCACUGCAGACGAGCCGUGUCCUGAUGAAGAGCCCCGGUCCGCCGACAGCCCCGCCAGCGGUGAGAUGGAGCUGCUGUGUCUGGGUUCUGGUUCUCCGGUGGAUCUGCUGUGUGCUCCGGUCCCCUCCUGCCUCCCAUCUCCUCAGCUGCGGCCCGACCCGGUGCUGCUGCAGCCCAGAGAUCUGAUCUGCUUCGAGCCGCAUCCACACGGUCCGUCUGAACAAGAGCCGGUUCACGAUCGGCAGCCUCAGUCGGCCAACGGUCCCCUCGUGGCUUCGGCUUCUGAAAACGGCCCAGAUCACGGAGCGAGCGAUGCGGCGGAGCCCUCGGGCAAGAAAACGUGCGUCACAGACAGUCCCGGCCGGCGAACGGCACGCAACAAGGUUAAACUAGCGGCUAAUUUCUCCUUCACAUCCGCCCUGUCAGUCUGAUGCUGAGCAGGUCACGUGAGCUCUGAUAGCAUGAGGAAGAUUUGUGACGCGUGUUAUUCUGUGAGGCUAGCAGACGUUCUGUGUGGUGAAUUUCAUAACUCUGUUCUAAGUUUGAUUUGUCUGGACUGCAGCAGACCUCGUGUUCUUCAUUCGUGUUUCUCUCAGUACGAGGAGCUAAGCAACCCACUGCUCCUCCACGCGGGAUGUUUUCUUUACUGCAGUUGCUCGUUAUCAGUCGUUAGCUUGAGGCCUGAAUCGUGCAGACCGCAGCUAAUUGGUGGACGUCACUCUGAGCUGCUGUGAGCUGAACUGUGAAUCUUUCCUCCGCGUGCGUCUGCUGAGACGUGCUGUUGCGCCUUUGUUUUGAGACGUUAUUUGUGUUGUUUGAAGCACAUGGGCUCCGUCUGAUGAAAUGGAAGAAUGAGUUUGCUGGAAGGUGGAAUUCACUUUAUUCUUUUUCAAUCUGAGAUCUCAAACACUCACAGAUGCUUUUGUGUUAAGUCUGUUUCAGAGCCAGAGCUUGUUAUCCAAGGGCCUUCCUCCCUUUUAACUGAUUGAUUAGUCAAAGCCGCCCGUCUCGAAUUGCUUAAGUUCAUAUUGUGAAUGAAGUCUGUGUUUAUUGAAACUCUUACAGAAGUGUUUAGUUUAAGAUCGUCUCAGCUGCUUAUCAGAGGAUAUUCACACUCGUCUUACAGUUUCACUGGCGUCCAGAUGAAUUAUGGGAGUCUGUGUGAUGAAGUUCAGCGGCCCGAAGAGAAACACCCUCGUGUUCUGCAGGCCGAGGCAGUGUGUCAUUUUACGGAUGGUUUUUUUGGUCCGGAAGUUGCUUUGAUAGUUCUAUGCACAUGGUGCAUAAACCCUUGUUUGAAAGCGGUCAUUUACGAGUCGCUGCAGGCUUUUACUGCGUUUCUUCUUUUAUGCAUUUUGGCAAAAUCGUGCUAAUUAGAUGUUAAUCAGUGUAACUGUUCCUCUGGAAAUGCCAAGGUUGUUUACUUGAACCUUGAGUUAGUGUGUUCGGUUGCGGUUUGCUCUCCGCGGCGGCUCUCUGAUGGCUUUUACAAUGGCUUGUAUCAGCCUUGGCGCGGGACUCCGCUUCUGCUAACGGCUUAGGGUCACAGUGGGUUGAUUUGUGUAAAUGUGUUUUGUUUGGCGUAUGUUUCGGCUCGCAGCAACACGAGGCGCUCAGACGUCGGCUGUCUGUGAGAAUCCUAUGUCUGAACACUCAUGUGUGCCGUACCGCGGCUGUUGAACGCAUUCGUGUUUCUUUUAAGGGUGGCUCUCUUUGGCCAAUGUUUUUGGAAGCCUUCAAAAUGCUACCAGCGGAAACUCUGAGCUGAAGUACGUGUGUCUCGGUGAUUUUAUGCAUGUUUGCAUAACGUUUGCCUCAUGCUGUUUACGGAUAUAUUUGAUUUAUGCAGAAAUGUGACGUGAUGUACGUGUGUGUGUCUCAUCUUUAGUGUUCUCUCUCACUUCUGUCAGACGACCACAAUGAACCCAGAAGCCUCUCAGAUUGUGACGUUCGCUGAAAUUAAUGAGCUUCAUGUGAAGUAAUGUGGACAUUCAGCCUCAAGACACUGGAGGUCUUGUAUGAUUUUAGUCUCCACCAGAAAGUCCUGUUAGGAGUUUUUUUUUAUUUCUAUGUAAUGACCAAAUUUCUGUCAUGUAUAAUAAAUAUCACAAGCAUCAUUUUGUGUCCUGCUUUCAGUUGUGUUCCUCUUGUCGAGUAUCGCUGCUUUUCUGAUGGUUUUCAGCUGUUGUGGA